Messenger RNA from Schistosoma haematobium, 1543 nucleotides. It is a transcript of the gene TPGS2, whose product is annotated as Tubulin polyglutamylase complex subunit 2. Bases 544 to 1392 code for a protein of 282 amino acids. NCBI's taxonomy places the organism in Eukaryota, Metazoa, Platyhelminthes, Trematoda, Strigeidida, Schistosomatidae. The record is from RefSeq and is a predicted model, not a curated record. Gene Ontology annotation, biological process: protein polyglutamylation. The transcript is spliced from 7 exons.
AUAACUAAAUGCUUUGUGUGGUUUUGAAAUUCCACGGAACAGGACUGAUAACCUGAAACGAUGUCCUCAAAAGAUCCCAGAAACCAAGAUCUAGUCUUUUGGUUUUGGAGUUCUGUUUAGCACAUCAGGCGGCGAAUUACUGGGAUUCGGUUUUAGAACAUACGCUAUUAGCAACUACUGAUUCAUAUAAAGCGAAAUCAGAUCUUUGCAGUACUAUAAAACUAAAGGGUUAACAAAAGUUAUCUGACCUUCUGUCUUUACAAUUGGAGACUGACGUAUGCAUCUUGAUGGACUGAUCGCUCCUACGAUUGUUUCAUCCAUAAUAUCAAAUUAAAAUCCACAACAACUUCAUAUAAAUUUAUUCAAUUGCCGCUCUUUUUUCGAAACCUUAUUCCAAUGGAAACUGUCAACAUUUUAUGUUCUCAGAUCUAAGUAUACUUCUGUGUCUUUCCUACCUAGGCGUUGCAUACUCUAUAGAAUUAAAUAAUCAAGUCAUUCAGUGGUUGAAUUUCCAUAUAUCAACGAGGAGCACAAUAUUUCCGCAUGUUCCUUAAAACACUUCAAGAUUUAAAAGAUAUAAUAGUUACCAAACCCGGUGUUUAUGAUGUUUAUUUGAAAACAAAUGAACCGGUUUCAGAAGAAAAAAUUCAAAUAUGGGAGUCGCUUAACAACUUAACUUUGCCAAAUGAUUUAAAAGACUUUUAUCUGACUACUAAUGGCAUCGAGCUUGGAUGGUACAGUAUUUGUAAUGAAAAAACAUCUGUAGCUGGACUAAUCAAGAUAAAUAAACUAGAGGAUUUCAAAUCCAUAAAAUUAAGUUGCAUAAAUCUUGAUGGAGAGGCAAAAAACGACGAUUUUGAGGUAUUUGUAAACAGUUUGCUGGGCCCUGGAUUCAAUAGAUGGCCGACUAGUUAUGAACUAGAAAAGUGUCUGAAUGGCACUACGGUUAUUUUUGUUUUUAGUGAUAAUCAAGAAGGUGUUUUUAUUUUAAAUAAUGAUUUGAGUAUUCACAAGAUUUGCUGCACAUUUCGGCAGUACAUCAGAUUAGCAGUUGUACAUUUAGGCUUACAAGAUUGGCAACUUUGGUACACUGACGAUGAUCCAAUUCCAAGUAGCCAACAAUUAUGUUCUUUAUACACACCUGAACGUUUGUUUCUGAAUACACGUGAAUCUCACGAACAAUUUUCAGCGAACUUAGAAGACUGGGUUCCUGUUUCCCUUAACUCCAGGAAACUACUGAACUUUGAAUUUUCUAGUAGGAUGAAUCGUUCUAAUUCUUUUGGAAAAACUACCGUUCAAUCGGAUAUGUCGAACAAACACGGAAGUUCUACUGACUUAUGGGAUUCAAGAUCAAAUGUUAUUGUGAAUACUGGUAGAAGGUCAAAAAAAUGAAAACUGUUGAAAAGUGUUUAUUUAUUUAUUCAUCUUGAGGAUUUUUUUGUAAUUAUUAAAUGAUCUUUGGCUUCAACAAGUAUUCCUUAAGUCGAAUUAUUUAGAGCCAAUAAUAUAAAUUAUAUUUUGAAAUAUAUAUUUGAAAAGAUGA